Neofelis nebulosa (Clouded leopard) is the source of this 7875-nucleotide messenger RNA. RefSeq names its product chromodomain helicase DNA binding protein 1 (gene CHD1). NCBI's taxonomy places the organism in Eukaryota, Metazoa, Chordata, Mammalia, Carnivora, Felidae. The transcript has 38 exons. Gene Ontology annotation, cellular component: nucleus; chromatin. Gene Ontology annotation, molecular function: ATP binding; ATP hydrolysis activity; chromatin binding. Gene Ontology annotation, biological process: nucleosome organization; regulation of transcription by RNA polymerase II. Bases 1231 to 6678 code for a protein of 1815 amino acids. The record is from RefSeq and is a predicted model, not a curated record.
CAGUUGCCCAACAGUUGGGUUCCCAGGCUGCCUGGUGUGACGCACAGCCCCUCCACACCCCUCCGGACAGGCGUUCUGUCUGGUCCGGGAGCCCGAGGGAGAUGCGAUUCGAGGCUUGGGCAACCGGACCCCACGCAAGACCCUGCUCCCUCCGCGUAUCCACCUCGGCCCUCCCGCUGCACCCCCAGGCCCAAUGUGGUUUUUAGCAUUUCCCUAGCCCCCCUUCCCCCCGGCCGCUUCCCCGAUAGCUUCUCAGUCUCUUCGCCGCGAGGUCCUUGCGCAACGUUCCCAGUGACAGCAGCGUCCAUACCCGCACGGAGCGGGCCUGCAGCUCCCACUUCCCGGAAUUCAAUUCCGGGCCUCUAAGGGAGGGCGCCGGAGCAAGGAUCAACAGCCCACGGCCGUGGCCAGAGUCCUGCGGCCUCCGCGCGGCCGGCGUGCGCGCCCCCAACCGUGAGCGUGCGCGCCUCACUCUCCGCCCGCCUCAGCACCAAUAGCUUUCCUUCUACACCCCGCGGCUCCACCACGUAGCCCCUCCCACCGUCCGCGCGCCAGCCGGAGGUGUUCGGCGUGCGCGCGCCCGCUCGCCCGCCGGCCCGCCUCGCGCCGAGUGGGGAAGGGGAGUGAGCAGAGGCGCUUACGUCGCGCGGGAGGCGGAGGCGACGACGACCUCGGUGGUGGUGGCGGCGGAGGCGGCUACGACGGAGACGGUUGCGCUCGCUCUCUCGGCGUCAUGGCGGCUGCCGGGAGCCGAUAAGCGGCGGGAGCGGGAGCGCGCGCGUGGCCGCGGCGACGACGACGGCUCGUUACUUCUCGCUUUUGCUGCCUUCGCCGUUGGUGCUUCAAUAAUGAAUUGAUUGUUGGAUCCGCUCCGCAGGGGAUCGCGCGUUGGUGCCGCGGCCCGGGGCUUCCCCUUCCCCUCCGCGUCCUUCCCCUUCCCCCUCCCCCUCACGGACUCCGGCUUACCCCGAGACGCCCGGAGCCCGAGGACUCACUCGGCGGCAGAGACCGCGGGCCCGGGCGUGGGGGAGGCCGCUGAUCCGAGUGGGCUCUCUCCGCCCCGCGAAGCCUGCACGCCCGCCGGUGAAUCAAAAGGGCCCCAGGAAACCUGUGAAUGUUGGAAAGAAUUCAUCUGUGAAUUUUUGAUGUUUAAGGAGUUCAUAUUUGUAUUCAUCUUUUUAACUGGGAAGAUUUGUGUUUUAUUUUAAAACUUCUUGAUAUUUACAAUGAAUGGACACAGCGAUGAAGAAAGUGUUAGAAACAGUAGUGGAGAAUCAAGAGAGAAAGCUGGCUCCUACCAUCCACCAUCCCAUCAUGCACUUCAAGCUCAUAUACAGCCAGUCGGAUGAUGAUUCUGGGUCAGCUUCAGGCUCUGGAUCUGGUUCAAGUUCUGGAAGCAGUAGUGAUGGAAGCAGUAGCCAAACAGGUAGCAGUGACUCUGAAUCUGGAUCUGAAUCGGGCAGUCAGUCAGAGUCUGAGUCAGACACUUCCCGAGAAAACAAAGUCCAAGCAAAACCACCGAAAGUUGAUGGAGCUGAGUUUUGGAAAUCUAGCCCUAGUAUUCUGGCUGUUCAGAGAUCUGCAAUGCUCAAGAAGCAGCAGCAGCAGCAGCAGCAUCAAGCUUCAUCUAAUAGUGGAUCAGAAGAGGAUUCUUCAAGCAGUGAAGAUUCUGAUGACUCAUCAAAUGAAGUCAAAAGGAAAAAACAUAAAGAUGAAGAUUGGCAAAUGUCUGGGUCAGGAUCUCCAUCUCAAUCUGGCUCAGAUUCAGAAUCUGAAGAAGAAAGAGAUAAAAGCAGUUGUGAUGAAACAGAAUCUGAUUAUGAGCCAAAAAACAAAGUUAAAAGCAGGAAACCUCAAAAUAGAUCUAAGGCAAAAAAUGGAAAGAAAAUUCUUGGACAAAAAAAGAGACAGCUUGAUUCAUCUGAGGAGGAGGAUGAUGAAGAAGAUUAUGAUAAUGAUAAAAGAAGUUCUCGUCGCCAAGCAACUGUCAAUGUUAGCUAUAAAGAAGAUGAAGAAAUGAAAACAGAUUCCGAUGACCUACUGGAAGUCUGUGGAGAGGAUGUUCCUCAACCUGAGGAAGAGGAAUUUGAAACAAUAGAACGUUUUAUGGAUUGUCGGAUUGGGAGAAAAGGAGCUACUGGUGCUACUACAACCAUCUAUGCAGUUGAAGCAGAUGGUGACCCAAAUGCAGGAUUUGAAAAAAACAAGGAACCAGGAGAGAUCCAGUAUUUAAUUAAAUGGAAAGGAUGGUCCCAUAUCCACAAUACUUGGGAGACAGAAGAAACCCUUAAGCAGCAGAAUGUUAGAGGAAUGAAAAAAUUGGAUAAUUACAAGAAAAAAGAUCAGGAGACAAAAAGAUGGUUGAAAAAUGCUUCUCCAGAAGAUGUGGAAUAUUAUAAUUGCCAGCAAGAACUUACAGAUGAUCUACACAAACAGUAUCAAAUAGUGGAACGAAUAAUUGCUCAUUCCAAUCAGAAGUCAGCAGCUGGUUAUCCCGAUUAUUAUUGCAAAUGGCAGGGCCUUCCAUACUCAGAGUGCAGCUGGGAGGAUGGAGCCCUAAUUUCCAAAAAGUUUCAAGCAUGCAUAGAUGAGUAUUUUAGCAGGAAUCAAUCAAAAACCACUCCUUUUAAAGAUUGCAAAGUAUUAAAACAAAGGCCAAGAUUUGUAGCCCUAAAGAAGCAGCCAUCCUACAUUGGAGGACAUGAGAGUUUAGAAUUAAGAGAUUAUCAACUGAAUGGUUUAAAUUGGCUUGCUCAUUCUUGGUGCAAAGGAAAUAGUUGCAUACUUGCUGAUGAAAUGGGCCUUGGAAAAACAAUACAGACGAUCUCAUUUCUGAACUAUUUGUUUCAUGAGCAUCAAUUAUAUGGACCUUUUCUGUUAGUAGUACCACUCUCCACUCUUACUUCCUGGCAAAGGGAAAUACAGACAUGGGCUUCUCAGAUGAAUGCUGUGGUCUAUUUAGGUGACAUUAACAGCAGAAAUAUGAUAAGAACUCAUGAAUGGAUGCAUCCCCAGACCAAACGGUUAAAAUUUAAUAUACUUUUAACAACUUAUGAAAUUUUAUUGAAGGAUAAGGCAUUCCUUGGAGGUCUGAAUUGGGCGUUUAUAGGUGUAGAUGAAGCACAUCGAUUAAAGAAUGAUGACUCUCUUCUGUAUAAAACUUUAAUAGACUUUAAAUCCAAUCACCGUCUCCUUAUUACUGGAACUCCUCUACAGAACUCCCUUAAAGAGCUGUGGUCUUUGCUACAUUUCAUUAUGCCAGAAAAGUUUUCUUCCUGGGAAGAUUUUGAAGAAGAACAUGGAAAAGGCAGAGAAUAUGGUUAUGCAAGCCUCCACAAGGAGCUUGAACCAUUUCUGUUACGCAGAGUUAAAAAAGAUGUGGAAAAAUCUCUUCCUGCCAAGGUUGAGCAGAUUUUAAGAAUGGAAAUGAGUGCUUUACAGAAACAGUAUUACAAAUGGAUAUUAACUAGGAAUUACAAAGCCCUCAGCAAAGGUUCCAAGGGCAGUACCUCAGGCUUUUUGAACAUUAUGAUGGAGCUAAAGAAAUGUUGUAACCAUUGCUACCUCAUUAAACCACCAGAUAAUAAUGAAUUCUAUAAUAAACAGGAGGCCUUACAACACUUAAUCCGUAGUAGCGGAAAAUUGAUUCUUCUUGACAAACUGUUAAUUCGCCUAAGAGAACGAGGCAAUAGAGUUCUUAUUUUUUCUCAAAUGGUGCGGAUGUUAGACAUACUUGCAGAAUAUUUGAAAUACCGUCAAUUCCCCUUUCAAAGAUUAGAUGGAUCAAUAAAAGGGGAGCUGAGAAAACAAGCACUAGAUCAUUUUAAUGCUGAAGGAUCAGAGGAUUUCUGCUUUUUGCUUUCCACAAGAGCUGGAGGUCUAGGAAUUAAUUUAGCCUCUGCUGAUACUGUUGUUAUAUUUGAUUCUGAUUGGAAUCCACAAAAUGAUCUUCAGGCACAGGCUAGAGCUCAUCGAAUUGGGCAGAAGAAACAGGUGAAUAUUUAUCGUCUAGUUACGAAGGGAUCAGUUGAAGAGGAUAUUCUUGAAAGGGCCAAAAAGAAGAUGGUUUUAGAUCAUCUUGUGAUUCAGAGAAUGGACACAACUGGGAAGACAGUACUACAUACAGGUUCUGCCCCGUCAAGUUCUACUCCUUUCAAUAAAGAAGAAUUAUCAGCCAUCUUAAAGUUUGGUGCUGAGGAACUUUUUAAGGAACCUGAAGGAGAAGAACAAGAGCCCCAGGAAAUGGAUAUAGAUGAAAUCUUGAAGAGGGCUGAAACUCAUGAAAAUGAACCAGGCCCUUUAACUGUAGGAGAUGAAUUGCUUUCCCAGUUCAAGGUUGCCAACUUUUCAAAUAUGGAUGAGGAUGACAUUGAGUUGGAACCAGAAAGAAAUUCAAAGAAUUGGGAGGAAAUAAUUCCUGAAGAUCAACGAAGACGAUUAGAAGAGGAAGAAAGACAAAAGGAACUUGAAGAAAUUUAUAUGCUCCCAAGAAUGAGAAACUGUGCAAAACAGAUUAGUUUUAAUGGAAGUGAAGGGAGGCGCAGUAGAAGUAGGAGAUAUUCUGGAUCUGAUAGUGACUCGAUCUCAGAAAGGAAAAGGCCAAAGAAACGUGGAAGACCACGGACUAUCCCUCGGGAGACUAUCAAAGGAUUUAGUGAUGCAGAAAUUCGGCGGUUUAUCAAGAGUUACAAGAAGUUUGGUGGCCCUCUGGAAAGAUUAGAUGCAAUUGCUCGGGAUGCUGAAUUAGUUGAUAAGUCAGAGACCGACCUCAGACGACUAGGAGAAUUGGUACAUAACGGUUGCAUUAAAGCUCUAAAGGAUAAUUCUUCAGGAACAGAACGAACAGGUGGUAGACUUGGAAAAGUGAAGGGUCCAACAUUCCGAAUAUCAGGAGUACAAGUGAAUGCCAAGCUCGUCAUCUCCCAUGAAGAAGAAUUGAUACCAUUGCAUAAAUCCAUUCCUUCAGAUCCAGAAGAAAGAAAACAGUAUACUAUCCCAUGCCAUACAAAGGCAGCUCAUUUUGAUAUAGACUGGGGCAAAGAAGAUGAUUCCAAUUUGUUAAUUGGUAUCUACGAAUAUGGAUAUGGAAGCUGGGAAAUGAUUAAAAUGGAUCCUGACCUCAGUCUAACACACAAGAUUCUUCCAGAUGAUCCUGAUAAAAAACCACAAGCAAAGCAGUUGCAGACACGUGCAGACUACCUCAUCAAAUUACUUAGUAAAGAUCUUGCAAGAAAAGAAGCUCAGAGACUUUCUGGUGCAGGAGGUUCAAAGAGGAGAAAAGCAAGAGCUAAGAAGAAUAAAGCAUUGAAGUCUAUAAAAGUGAAAGAAGAAAUAAAGAGUGAUUCUUCACCCUUGCCCUCAGAGAAGUCUGAUGAAGAUGAUGAUAAGGAUGAGAUCACUUCUGUGAAACAUCCAAAUAAAAAAAUUAAAACAGAAAGAGACAGUGAAGAAAGACCUGAGCCAGAUGUUUUUAUAAAGAAGGAAUCAGAAGAAAAGAGGGAAGCAAAAGAAAAAGAGAAUAAAAGAGAACUUAAAAGGGAGAUAAAAGAAAAAGAGGAUAAGAAAGAUUUAAAGGAAAAAGAUUUUAAAGAGAAAAGAGAAAACAAAGUAAAAGAAGCUAUACAGAAAGAAAAAGACAUAAAGGAAGAAAAGUUGAGUGAAUCCAAGUCUGAUAGCAAGGAAAGAUCCAAGAAAUCUUCAGUGUCAGAUGCUCCAGUUCAUAUCACAGCAAGUGGUGAACCAGUUCCCAUAUCUGAAGAAUCUGAAGAGCUAGAUCAGAAGACAUUCAGCAUUUGUAAAGAAAGAAUGAGGCCUGUCAAAGCAGCUUUGAAACAACUUGAUAGGCCUGAAAAAGGCCUUUCAGAAAGAGAACAACUGGAGCAUACUAGACAGUGUUUAAUAAAAAUUGGAGACCAUAUCACAGAAUGUCUGAAAGAGUAUACAAAUCCUGAACAAAUCAAGCAGUGGAGAAAAAACCUGUGGAUUUUUGUAUCUAAGUUUACGGAGUUUGAUGCAAGAAAAUUACAUAAGUUAUAUAAGCAUGCUAUUAAAAAACGGCAGGAAUCUCAGCAAAAUAAUGACCAGAACAGCAGCCUGAAUGCUCAAGUAAUUAGAAAUCCAGAUGUGGAAAGAUUAAAAGAGAAUACAAAUCACGAUGAUAGCAGCAGGGACAGUUAUUCAUCUGAUAGACACUUAUCUCAGUAUCAUGAUCAUCAUAAAGACCGACAUCAGGGAGAUUCUUACAAAAAGAGUGACUCUAGGAAAAGACCCUAUUCUUCCUUUAGUAAUGGUAAAGAUCAUCGUGACUGGGAUCAUUACAAGCAAGAAAGCAGGUAUUAUAGUGAUAGAGAGAAACACAGAAAACUGGAUGAUCACAGGAGUAGAGAUCACAGGUCAAAUUUGGAAGGAAGUUUAAAGGACAGAUCUCAUUCUGAUCAUCGUUCUCAUUCAGACCAUCGGUUGCAUUCAGACCAUCGGGCAAGUUCUGAAUAUACACACCAUAAAUCUUCCAGGGAUUAUAGGUAUCACUCAGAUUGGCAGAUGGACCACAGAGCUUCCAGUAGUGGCCCCAGAUCACCACUAGAUCAGAGGUCUCCUUAUGGCUCCAGAUCUCCAUUUGAACACUCAGUUGAACACAAAAGUACACCUGAGCAUACCUGGAGUAGUCGGAAAACAUAACAAAAACUGAUACUUUUUGUCUUUCUGGACUUUUCUUUUAGCCAUAUAUCAUAAACCAACACAGUAAUUGCCUUACAUGACUUGAAAGAUAUAAACAGAUCUUCUAUCAGUAGCAGUAUUGUUACUUCUUUCCAGGAUGCAAGGUCUAUUAUCCCAACAGAAGAGAAAAUAUUUUUAUAUUUAAGGAUUAUGCUGCACUGUACUACAAAUACUGUAGUACUUUUUUUUUUUUCUUUUUUAAAGAAAUGGAAAAUGUUUACUAUUACAGGGACCUCAACACUGCCCUUCCAUAUAGGCUGGAUAAAACUGUUUUUAAGUCAGUGAUUUUAGACUGACCUCCAUUUAAAUUAUGUUUGUAUAUGAACUUUACUCUGACCUGUGAUCAUGUUUCAGGAAGGAAUGAAAGAGAGUUCUUUUCUUAAUAAAGAAAAAACACUCAAGGACUUUGUUCACUUUCCAAAGCUACUUGUUUACAUUGUACACUGCGACCACCUUGCCGCUUUUCAUCACAAGCUUGAAUAUUUAAAUUCUGUACUUAUAUCUGUAAAAUAGCCAGGAAUUUCCUGUUUGUGAUCUGUUAUUAUGCCUUUUUACACAUACACACACACAUGGCUGUAAAUUAUUGUAAAUGGAUUAAAUGAGCUUUCCUUACUUCCUUUCCCUGCUCAGGCUUUUUUUGACUGUUCCUUUCCCUACCAACUCAGGCCUUCUUAUCAUUUAAAAAAAAUUAUCAGUGUAAUAACACUUUUUAAUGAUUUGUCUUGAUGGAAUCAUUGUUUAGAAUGUAAAAAAUGGGGAAAGGGGCCACUUAAUUCCAUUAGUCUCUUUUUAUAUUGACUAUUUUAUUAGAUAAAUGUUAUUUCUUUCAUUUUUUCUUUUUUAGUAAAUAUUGUGUUUGUAGUAACAAAAUGGUGAGAUAAUAUGUAAAAUCUAAACUGCAUGCUCUGGAAACAUUUUUUUCAGAUGCAUUUGGUUUAAAAGGGUAGGUGUAUGAACACUUUUCAGAAUCCAAAAUGGCCAAAAGUUAUUGUAAAAUCCAUUUGUUUUCCCUUUUCAUGUGGGCAAUAAUGUCAAAUGUGCUAUGCAGCCAGGUAACAUUUUAGAUAAACUUGAUUGACUUUUAAUAUAAACUGUUACAAUGCACACUGAUUGUAUAUAAAAACCUUAUAUAUGACAAAUUAAAUUUAAGAAAAAGGA